Molecule: messenger RNA, 1674 nt
Organism: Acanthaster planci (crown-of-thorns starfish)
Lineage: Eukaryota; Metazoa; Echinodermata; Asteroidea; Valvatida; Acanthasteridae
Product: development-specific protein LVN1.2-like
Biological process (GO): cell-matrix adhesion
Cellular component (GO): extracellular region; lysosome
Molecular function (GO): calcium ion binding
Source: RefSeq, a predicted model, not a curated record
GCCGGUAGCGGGGUACUGUGUUUGAUCAUAGAUCCGUCAAGUGUUAUAAACUCUGGCCCUUGGUAGCUCGCCGCUCAGCACUAACUUGAAGACAGUAAUCAUGGAUAUUAAACCGGUGUUGUUUCUGCUUCUGGUCGCUGUGGCAUUGGGUGAAGCCCAAAAGAAAUGCUGUUUCCCUGACCAAUUUGAAAUCGUCGACGGUCAGAUCGUGGGUUUCGUCCAAUCGGGACAAGGUACGGCGGUGACGCAGUCUUCGCAGGCGGCUUUUGACUACACCAACAGACGAACUGCUGCAUUGCUUCAAUCCUCGGGUUCCAGAUAUCAAACCAUCACGGACUACAAUAAGGCGGUCAUGUACACCAUCAACUUGACUUUGAAGACAUGCCAGAAAACAGCACUCCCAAGUAGGACAAUGGACCACUGCGUUCCUAGUAACGCCACCUAUAAUGGCCCUUUCUAUCUUGGAGAUAACAAGCUCACUGGGGAUUCCUUCAGCUUCAGCCUAAACGUAGAAGGUGAUGUAGUUAACGGGACCCUGUCUGUCACAGAGGGGGACUGUAUCCCGGUGGGUGAAACGCUCUUCGGAACAUUUGGAGGAAGACAAACGCUGAUUUUAGCGGGAUAUGUCAACUACUCCCCUGGGAUCAAGGACCCUUCCAAGUAUUUCAACGUUCCCAGUUACUGCUCUACGGGGUCUUUCAGCUCGGAACUGGAUGAGGCGCUUGCUCACGUGACCCGUACUUUCCUGUUCUAAGUGCGCCCCCCUCCCAGCGACUGUACGUAGACCGGAACCGAUUUAUUACUUGAAGUUAAAGCAAGAAUCAGUUUGAUUUGAUUGAUGCAAUUCUUUAAUGGUACAUGUUAAAUGAAAGGCAAGCAACGAAAAGUCUACUUUUUAAAAAUAAGGGUCAAUGUCUUGAGCCAUUUGUAAAGAGCGUUACUGACAUUUUGCUCUCCUUGCACGAUGUCAAUUUUUCUCACUUAAUUUUUGAGACAGCAGAAGCACAAAUUUCAGAACUUCUAAGACGGUUCGCAGAUUAACUCAUUCCAAUCUGGUCAUUACCCUCUAUCGGUAAUCUUUAGUUACAACCUUUGUCUACUUCCACACUCAUUAUGGUAUGCCUUCUGUACAUCCAUGCUAAAGCUCGUGAUUUGCUACCAUUUGUUGGAUGGAUAAAGCUCCUGGAUUAAGCUUUAUUUCAGAGGAAGACUGAUGAGAAUUGUCAGUUGCAGGAAUUGAACAUUUAAGCAGGCCAAAAUGUUGUAAUAAGAGACGUAUUUGGGCGCAUGCAGAAGAAUUGCUUUAGGGACAUUAUAUGGAGGAAAGUCAUGUUUUCAACAUUUGAUUUCCUAUGAGGUUUGGAUUCGGUCUUCUCAAAGCAUGUUACUAUAAUUCCAUUAUUUCUUCAUGAAGAAAAUUAGUAAUGUAGAAAGGUACAAAGUACUACACAGUGAUUGAAUCGUAAAUUAAAAGUCAAAUCCGUCAGUUAAGAUUGAUGUGUUUUCUUAUGUGUCAACUCUUAACAUAAUGGUGUGUGUUUAAUAAGCAAAUAGUUGAUUAGUUAGACAAAGGUUUACGCAAAAAAAGGAAACAUAAUGUGUGUUAUUAGAAAUUUCCAAAGCCUUUUUAUGAUUAAAUGAUAAAGAAUGAGACCAGUGGCAUAAAUUUGUGUC